Colletotrichum navitas is the source of this 2269-nucleotide messenger RNA. RefSeq lists its product as uncharacterized. The transcript is spliced from 3 exons. NCBI's taxonomy places the organism in Eukaryota, Fungi, Ascomycota, Sordariomycetes, Glomerellales, Glomerellaceae. Gene Ontology annotation, cellular component: SHREC complex; rDNA heterochromatin; mating-type region heterochromatin. The record is from RefSeq and is a predicted model, not a curated record. Gene Ontology annotation, biological process: silent mating-type cassette heterochromatin formation. Bases 263 to 2269 code for a protein of 668 amino acids.
AUCCACUUCACAGCGCGAAGGAGGGCUUGCCAGUGUGCCAUCAGCACGCAGAAUGUGCUAGCAGAACGGGUUUCAUCUUGAGCUCCUCUUCAAGUCGUAGGACUCGGGUUGGUUUGAACUUUAUCUCAAGACCAGUUUUAGCGAUCGGCACUGCUGCUAUUCCUGCUCCAGGCGGCCAGCCAGUUUGCUCUCAAUAGCUCUUCAUCCGGGCACAACGCUCACCACCGUCGUCGUCCUUUCGACACCUACACGUACAAUCAGGAUGUCGGACCUUACAGAGUACAAUGUAGUGGGCUUCGCCCGGAGCGAUGGCCAGGAUUAUGGACCGGGGUACUGGCCGACCCCCGUAGAUGCGACAACUAAGAAUGCGAAGAAGACGACGCAAGAAAAGACACCAAGAGCGAAGCCUCAGAUGGUCCGGCUAGUCGAAGAUGACCCAAGGUUUCAGGAAUGGCGAGUGAAACUUGGGAUCUUGCUGAAGCAAGAACUUGCACCUACAGAGGGCCUCCCAUGGCUCGUCAACUUCCCGCGUGGCUACUGGCUGUACGAGAAAUCCAAGCAUCUUUGGGUCUCGGGCCACCCGGAAAAGACGAGGCCUCUCUACAAGAGCCCGCAGGAGUUUGGUCUCCAUCUGCUGUGGCUUCUCUCGAACUCGAGGGACCGCAAUGAUUGUCGCUGCAUCCAUUGCAACACUCGAGAGAUGCCCAACAUUGACGGGCUGAGCGUCGUAGACGGCCCGCGAGCUCUGCUCACAGCGGCGAACACGCAUCCCCCGUUCAAGGUCCGCAAGAUCACGCCACAGACGCCGCUGGGAACAAUAGCAUCUCCGGUUCCUGCAGCAGCGGCGACGCCCCCAAUGGUGAAAAAGGAGACGCCCGUGCCAGUACCUACGGUUGUACCCGCGGUUGCGGUGAAGAAGGAGACUCCAGUGCCGAUUCCGACGAUACCCUCACGCGCGGCCCCAGUUUCUGCCGCGGCGCAGGCUCCAGUUCAGGCACAGCCUCCUCAACAAACGCUGCACCCGCAACUGCAACCGCAACUGCAACCGCAACUGCAACCGCAACUGCAACAGCGACAACUGCAGCCAAGCCAAACGCCUGCUGUUCAAGCGCAAGUACAGGCUCCAUCUCAAGUUCUCGUUCAAGCGCAGGCCCAGGCACAAGUGCAGCAUCCCAGCCAGGCUUCCCCCACGGCUCAAAACGUGUACCAGCAGCCACAAUCCUUGCCAUACCCUCCACCCUAUCUAGGAAUACAAGCCCCGUCUCUAUUCCGUGUGGGAGAGCUGGUCUGGUUCCAAUUGGCGUCUGGAUGGCGCCUGGGCAUCGUAUCCAUCACCGCUCCCGCCAACCAGAAGGCUGGCGUCAAGCCCGAGAUCCAGAUCCUCCCGAUAUCCCACCAUCUCUUUAACCAGUCGCCGAUCCAGACGCUGGAGGCAACGGCGCGCCCAUUCCUCGCUUUCUCCGUGCCCAACGUCAGCAUCCCGGACCUGCAGAAUAAGGCCUAUGAUGAGGUCAACUGGGAAGCCUUCCUACGCAGCCUCAGCCCUGAGGACAACCACCGUCGUGAGGUUGCGCUGCUCGACUCCUCCAAGAUGGCCGCCCAAAAGGUGGGCGUGUCGUUCUCCGUCUUUAGUCGCAUAGCCGAGAACGAGGGCGGCAAGAAGAUAGACUAUCACGGUAUCUUCCUCGGUGCCGAGCGUAUCGAGCUCGGCGACGUCCUCCGAGUCCGCAUCUCCCCCGAACAGAACCUCCCUGCCGACGCCAACAACCUCCCCGACGCGCUGCUAGCACUCCGUGAGAUCUGCACCGCGCCUAUCGACGUCCCCGGCAUGGCUUUCUUCAAGGGGGACAUCUACCAACCACUUACCGGCGAUAACGCGCCCGUUACUGAGGCGGCCAUCACCGUUCCCGAGGAUAAGCUCCCACGGCCGCUCCGGGAGGAGAUGGUGUUCCGCAAGAAAUUCGCCCCUGCAGACCGCUGGCGCUGUGUCCUGCUUAAGCAGAACGCCGUCCUCCGCGAGCCAGACCUCAAGGGCCGCUUCUACCCCACCCACAGGCUGCUGCCACUGCUCGACGGCCAAGCCAAGGCGGCGGCCGAGGCGCAGCAGGGCAUCGUGCGGGACGUACAGCAGCGGCUCAACCAGCGCAUCGACACGUUCAAGACGGCCUACAUUGGUCAGAAGCGCUCCCGCGCCGACACCAUCGGCCCUGCGCUACCUCCAGGCAGUGUCCUUCAGUUUGAGCCAUCCGUGCGCGAGGAGAGCGCCUAA